Molecule: messenger RNA, 1202 nt
Organism: Jaminaea rosea
Lineage: Eukaryota; Fungi; Basidiomycota; Exobasidiomycetes; Microstromatales
Product: NAD-dependent glycerol-3-phosphate dehydrogenase
Exons: 5
Coding region: 108-1154 (348 amino acids)
Biological process (GO): glycerol-3-phosphate catabolic process; carbohydrate metabolic process
Cellular component (GO): glycerol-3-phosphate dehydrogenase (FAD) complex; cytosol; nucleus
Molecular function (GO): NAD binding; protein homodimerization activity; glycerol-3-phosphate dehydrogenase [NAD(P)+] activity
Source: RefSeq, a predicted model, not a curated record
GACGAGACGUAGCUUCAUCGCUGUUACCGGUCUUCCGGCCCUUCUCCACCUCCUCACACUCCCCGAGUAGUCUCUCCCGCGUGACCGGCUACAAAGCCUGGAAGCCAAUGGCAGGCGACAAGAAGCAUCGCUUGGCGAUCAUUGGGAGCGGCAACUGGGGCAGCGCCAUCGCCAGGAUUGCAGGCGGCAAUGUCUCCAAGUUCGGGAACCUCUUCGAGACGGAGGUCAAGAUGUACGUCCAUGAGGAGGAGAUCAAAGGCCGCAAGCUGUCCGAGAUCAUCAAUGAGGAGCACGAGAAUGUCAAGUACUUGCCCGGCGUCAAGCUGCCAGAGAACGUCGUAGCUACACCUUCAGCGGUAGAGGCAGCAGAGGGAGCCGAUCUGCUCAUCUUUGUCCUUCCUCAUCAGUUCAUCGAGGCAACCUGCAAAGAGCUUCGCGGCCACAUCGCAAAGGAUGCGCGAGCCAUCUCGAUGAUCAAGGGCGUAGAGGUCAAAAAUGGCAAUAUUCGCAUCUUCGCAGACGUCAUCGAGGAGAUUCUGGGAUGUAGAUGCGCUGCGCUCAGUGGAGCCAACAUUGCCAACGAGGUCGCAGAAGACAAGUUCAGCGAGACAACCAUCGGCUACAGGCCAAACGACCUAGCGACCGCCGAGCUCUUCCAUAAAGUCUUUGACACACCCCAAUUCAAGGUUGGCAUGGUCGAAGACGUAGCGGGCGUGUCCCUCUGUGGCGCCCUGAAGAACGUCGUCGCCAUUGCGGCAGGCUUCACAGAUGGCUUGGGCUGGGGCUCCAACGCUAAAGCGGCCGUCAUGCGCAUCGGUUUGAUGGAGAUGAAGCGCUUCUCUGAGGAGUUCUUUCAAGGCGUCAAGCCGGAGACGUUCACCGAGACUUCGGCUGGUAUCGCAGACCUUAUCACCACUUGCUUCGGUGGGCGCAACAGGAAAUGUGCAGAGGCCUUUGUCAAGACGGGGAAGAGCUUCGAGGUUCUAGAGAAGGAGUUGUUGAAUGGGCAGAAGCUGCAGGGUACCGAGACGGCUAGAGAGGUGCACGAGUUCUUGAAGGCGAGGGGCAAGGUGGAGGAGUAUCCGCUGUUCAGGAGCGUGUUUAGCAUUGCGUACGAGGGAGAGGGAGUCAAGGGAUUGACGAGUAAGCUCUAGCGGCGCGAAGACUGCGGGACGAUGGGGAGGGUUGAGCAGGAGGGACGA